AUGUCGUCAUCAACUUUGACAGCUAUUCAAAAUCAACUCAGUCUUUAUGGGAAUGCAAUUUUUGCGGUCGUGGGAAAUAUUGGUAACGUAUUCAUCAUUUUAAUUUUUGGUCGACAACAUACAACUGCAUGUUCAAUUUAUUUAAUAAGUUCAGCUGUCGUGAAUUUUAUUUUUUUAACGGUGAAUGGCUAUUUUCAAAUAUUUCCUUUUAAUUAUAGUGGUGGAACAAAUGGUUCAAUAAUUUUUUGUAAAGUAUCUGCUUAUAUACUAAAUGUUCUCGGACAAUUAUCGAAAACAAUACUUAUAUUCGCAUGUAUGGAUCGUUUCCUGAUUACAAGUGAACGUGCUAGUAUUCGAGCAUUUACUACAAUUAAGCGAGCAAAAUAUCUUAUCUUGCUUUCUUUUAUUUUUUGGUCAUUAUUUACUCUCCAUGUUCCUAUCAUGAGAACAGUUACUAAUGGACGAUGUGGUGCAUCUGGCAUUUAUUCAACAAUUUUUGCAUUUCUAUUUGUUAGUUUAUUUCCAAUUAUCAUAGCAGCUAUAUUUGGUCAUUUAACUUAUCAAAAUAUGAGACAAAUGCAAAUUCGUGUUCAUCCAACUGUACAAAAUACAAAUAAUUUUUUGCAACGACGAGAUCGAGAUUUAUUAACUAUUGUUACUGCUGAAAUAAUUACUUAUGUUGUUACAACAACUCUAUAUCCCGUUAUUCUUUUAGAAACAAUAAUAAGUCAAAAUGUUGUAUCAAAUAAAAGUGUGCUAUAUUCACAAAUUGAAGGUUUUAUACUUAGUAUUGCAUAUCUUUUAUUAUUCUCUAAUAGUGCUGCACCUUUCUAUACUUAUUUUAUUGCAUCAAAAUCAUUUCGUCGAGAUUUUAAAAAAUUAAUUGUAAAUAUUUAUCACAAAAUAACAAGACAAAAACCUGUUGAGAAUAAUACUACAAUAACUCGAGCAUUAACACAACAAGAGACUCGCGUUUAG
Molecule: messenger RNA, 978 nt
Organism: Rotaria sp. Silwood2
Lineage: Eukaryota; Metazoa; Rotifera; Eurotatoria; Philodinida; Philodinidae
Source: the annotation of a GenBank genome assembly